Molecule: messenger RNA, 537 nt
Organism: Neospora caninum
Lineage: Eukaryota; Apicomplexa; Conoidasida; Eucoccidiorida; Sarcocystidae
Exons: 4
Coding region: 1-537 (178 amino acids)
Source: RefSeq, a predicted model, not a curated record
AUGUGGCAAAACUCUUUUUCUGCAAGACCCUUUACCUUUGGAGGCUCACUCGAGAGGCGUCAGAGCUGCCUCAGUCUACAGACUAUACGCGAAGCGUGCAAUCGAGAAUUCCGCCUGGCCGACGCUGACUUUCAAAGCGCGCCCCAUGGUGCUACUCCUGCACGAGAAGACGACGGAACACUUGAUAAAGCGUCUCGAGUAGCUUCUAACCCGCGUUCCCGUUGUCUUCUCGCCGGAGAAGGCGAUUUGCCUUCAGGUCUUCUUUCCCUCCACACAGAUCCUGCCCCCUGUACAAGACUGCCCUGGACAUCGGAGGUCCAGCCCACUCGAGUCUCGGGAAACGUUUCCGACGCUACGAGGGGAAAAGACCUUCGUUUAUUUCCUUGCUGCGUAAGUUCAAGAGUGCCUGCACCUUACACGACUCCCCAGCCAAUUCAGAGAUUCCCAGGCAACGCUUCAGGGAAAUCGAGACACGACGCGAACACCGGAGGCCGUCGAAACCCUUCAAAACAACCGCUUAGAAAUAAAGGUGCGUAG